UGGGUCCGUAACAAUCCAGAACGGACAGUAAGGUGCGAGGAUGUCGAGCGACGAGGAUAAGCCUCCCGCGCCGCCGGUGCGCCUCACUAGUAACCGCGGCACUGACCGCGGCGAUUCUGUGGCCUCUGUCGAUAUGAGGCCACUGCCUAAAGAACCUGACGAUGGAAGUGAUAGGAAAAAGAAAACAUUGAAAGCUAAAAUAAAAGGGUCUAAAAGUACAGCACAUAAUGACAACAAGCCUAAUAUUAGCUAUCCAACUAAUUUUGAACACACAGUGCAUGUAGGAUUUGAUGCUGUCACAGGAGAAUUCACUGGAAUGCCAGAAGCAUGGGCUCGUUUGUUGAUGGCAUCAAACAUCAGCAAGCAAGAACAGAAGAGCAACCCGCAAGCAGUUCUAGAUGUACUGAAGUGGUACGAUGCGUCUGCCACGCAGCCGCCGCCUUCCAAAUACAUGACCUCCGCGCAAAUGCAUACUACCCAUUCAGGAUCAUCUGUGUCCCGAGUGUCAUCUAGCAGUCCUUCGUCCUCGACGCCUACAGAUACGGAGCAUCCUGAACCACCACCGCCGCCUCCGUCGCGGCCAGAUCGCACUAAGAGUAUUUACACUAAGCCAAUAGAAGAAGAAGAACCUCCGCCGCGACCACCACCCGCUCCAGCGUCACCACCUCAUGUGCCGCAUCCAGCCCUCACUACACAUUCUAUAUGCAGUAGGGCAGAAGUGGGUCUUGUGCCGACGCCUCUAGACCGCAACAAGAACCCCGCGGCCGCGCCUCAGACGCCGCCACCGCACGCGCCAAUCGCGCCACACCCGCCGCCUGCAAAUGGCGCCCAGACUAAUACGGAUACCGGAAGAGCAACUGGGCAACAGCAAAGAAAGAAGAAGAUGACAGAUGAAGAAAUUCUAGAAAAAUUAAGAACAAUCGUUAGUGUCGGUGACCCCAAUAGGAAAUAUACAAAAAUGGAAAAAAUUGGACAAGGUGCAUCAGGAACGGUAUACACGGCAAUCGAGACGUCAACAGGCAUGGAAGUGGCGAUAAAGCAGAUGAACCUCGGUCAGCAGCCGAAGAAAGAGCUGAUCAUCAAUGAAAUCCUCGUCAUGCGGGAGAAUAAGCACAAUAACGUCGUUAAUUAUCUCGACAGCUAUCUUGUCAACGAGGAAUUGUGGGUAGUAAUGGAAUAUCUGGCCGGAGGUUCUCUAACGGACGUAGUAACCGAGACAUGUAUGGACGAAGGACAGAUCGCAGCGGUCUGUCGCGAAGUGCUACAGGCACUGCACUUUCUGCAUACAAAUCAUGUCAUACAUCGCGACAUCAAGUCCGAUAAUAUACUGCUUGGGUUGGAUGGACAGGUUAAGCUUACUGACUUUGGGUUCUGCGCACAAAUAUCCCCAGAACAAAACAAACGAACUACGAUGGUGGGAACGCCUUAUUGGAUGGCGCCUGAAGUAGUUACAAGAAAGCAAUACGGUCCUAAGGUAGAUGUAUGGUCACUGGGAAUAAUGGCAAUAGAAAUGAUCGAAGGCGAACCGCCGUAUUUGAAUGAGAAUCCUCUGCGUGCGCUUUACCUGAUCGCUACCAACGGCAAGCCAGAUAUCAAGGACAAGGAGAAGUUAAGCACCGUCUUUCAGGACUUCCUCGAUCAGUGCCUUGAAGUUGACGUUGAGCGACGCGCUAAUGCGCUCGAACUGUUAAAGCAUCCUUUCUUGAAGAUGGCACGGCCGUUGGCAUCGCUGACCCCCUUGAUCAUGGCGGCGAAGGAAGCGGCUAAAGGUCAUUAGCGCAGGCCUCCGGCGCCCGCAGCGCCCGCGCAUUCUUAGCGCGCUCAGUGCCUACCAUAGCGUACUCAGUACGUACAUUACUACACUCCAUAUUACUUAUACACUACUGUCGUCGAAUUGUGUUAAAAUCGAUACCACUCGAAACUUAAAAUAUCCAAUGUUGUAAUAAUAAACAUGCACAUGUUUAUGUAGUAUGAGAGUUCGAAAUUAUAUAAUUAUCUGAUAAUUAUUCUGGCUGAUUCUUAAUUUUCUCUCAUUUGAUUUUUGACUAAAAGUGAAUAUUUUGUUUAAAACAUAGAUUUAAACUGUCUUUUUUGAAGAUGAACUAAAAUGACAUUUGCAAGGUUGACAGUUUUCGUAAAAUUUUAAAUAGUCCCGUAGUUGUUGUCGACAACUUUGUCGAUAGAUUGUGAAAGUAGGUGAAAUUUUGCCACAAAUAUCUGAAUUUUGAAUGUUACAAACGCUCCAAUGGUUACUAAUUUCAUUAUUGUAUUUUUUAUACUUAUUUUGACAAUUCUAUUAAUAUCAAAAUAAAUUUUUAGUCGUCCACAUUUUAAUAACGACAUGCGGAUUUGAUUACUUAUAUUAAAAUGAAAAACUUUCCUGUGCUAUUUGUAUUUUUAAUAGACAUA
This is a messenger RNA of Hyposmocoma kahamanoa, 2409 nucleotides long. RefSeq names its product serine/threonine-protein kinase PAK 3 (gene Pak). The transcript has 13 exons. Lineage: Eukaryota; Metazoa; Arthropoda; Insecta; Lepidoptera; Cosmopterigidae. Bases 41 to 1777 code for a protein of 578 amino acids. Gene Ontology annotation, biological process: intracellular signal transduction; protein phosphorylation; regulation of axonogenesis. Gene Ontology annotation, molecular function: protein serine/threonine kinase activity; ATP binding. Gene Ontology annotation, cellular component: cytoplasm. The record is from RefSeq and is a predicted model, not a curated record.